This is a messenger RNA of Anoplopoma fimbria (sablefish), 1575 nucleotides long. RefSeq lists its product as uncharacterized. The transcript is spliced from 4 exons. The record is from RefSeq and is a predicted model, not a curated record. Lineage: Eukaryota; Metazoa; Chordata; Actinopteri; Perciformes; Anoplopomatidae. Bases 1 to 1575 code for a protein of 524 amino acids.
AUGAAGUUAGGGUUGCUGGUGGUUUUGGCCGUUGCGGUUCUGGUGCCCAGCCUGUCGGAGGGCCGGACCGUCUCCAGAUGCGAGCUGAAGGAAACGCUUGGGAAAGUGAUCAACCUGCCCGGAAGGUUAAAGGAAAGAAUCCUGGCAAGAGUUAUCUGUGAGUUGGAAAGAAGGUCCCGGCUGAAGACCGACCUGGUGAAGGGCAAAUGCAAAACUAUAAAACCCAAACCAGCAACCAUCGAGCCAACAACCACUGAAACAACAACCAUCGAGCCAACAACCACUGAAACAACAACCACGGAACCAACAACCACUGAAACAACAACCAUCGAGCCAACAACCACUGAAACAACAAUCAUCGAGCCAACAACCACUGGAACAACAACCAUCGAGCCAACAACCACUGAAACAACAACCAUCGAGCCAACAACCACUGAAACAACAACCAUCGAGCCAACAACCACUGAAACAACAACCAUCGGGCCAACAACCACUGAAACAACAACCAUCGAGCCAACAACCACUGGAACAACAACCAUCGGGCCAACAACCACUGAAACAACAACCAUCGAGCCAACAACCACUGGAACAACAACCAUUGAGCCAACAACCACUGAAACAACAACCAUCGAGCCAACAACCACAGAAACAACAACCAUCGGGCCAACAACCACUGAAACAACAACCAUCGAGCCAACAACCACUGGAACAACAACCAUCGAGCCAACAACCACUGGAACAACAACCAUCGGGCCAACAACCACUGAAACAACAAAACCAACAACCACUGAAACAACAACCACGGAACCAACAACCACGGAACCAACAACCAUUGAAACAACAACCAUUGAAACAACAACCACCGAGCCAACAACCACCGAAACAACAACCACCGAGCCAACAACCACCGAGUCAACAACCACCGAGCCAACAACCACCGAGUCAACAACCACGGAACCAACAACCACUGAAACAACAGCUAUUGAGCCAACCACCACCAUGCCAACCACCACCGAAACUGUUGUCAGACGAAAGCGUGAGACUGACAGGACCAGCGAGGAGAUCACAGAAGACCUGGAGGAACUGUUGAAACUGUUAGAAGACAAGGAAAGCAUGAUUGAGGAAGAAGAGAGUGCUGAGGACGAGGUGAUGCAAGAUGACAUGAUGAGCGAUGAGGACGAAGAGAGCGCUGAGGACGAGGUGAUGCCAGAUGACAUGAUGAGCGAUGAGGUCGAAGAGAGCGCUGAGGACGAGGUGAUGCCAGAUGACAUGACAAGUGAUGAGGACUUAGAGAGCGAUGAGUGGGACAGCAAAGAUGAAGACGAGGAUGAAGAGACCGAGGAAGGCGGGAAACGUAAGAAGCGUAGCGUGUGGCGCUGGAAGCCGAAAAAGAACAGAAGACAGUCGCCUCUCUGCUUUUACGGGCUCUUCCAGCUGUCUAACAAGAUUUUCUGUAACUCGGGUUAUGGCUGGUCCAAAAACAUUUGCCACACACACUGCGACGCCUUCACCGAUGACGACAUAAUGGAUGACAUUGAAUGCUGUUUGAAGGCCGGCAAAGUUUGCUUGCGGUAA